CGUAAUGGCACAGCUAGCUAAACUCAAUUCAUUAUUAAUACAGCAGAGAGAAUAAUUCUUGGAUAUUUAAGUUAAACUAAUGGCGCCACAACGGUACAACUACUGAUUCAGCCGACCGACCCCAUGUGCUUCUAACGUAGAUCCACUGUACCACUCGCUUACACAUUUCCCAGGGUAGAGUAGACUCUCUCCUUAACCCUUAUCUCCACCUCUUAAAUCUCAAGUGACUUUACUUUCUUUAGAUCUUCUCCUAUCGAGACCUCAAGAAUAAGAAGUAAAGGAAAGGAAAGAAAAGAAAAUUCAGUAGUUUUGGAAGACAGAAUAUUGUUCUUCUUCGCAGUAGAAGAAAAAGGGUUAAAGAUUUGUUUCAUUAAAAUGGCAUUCUCAUUAUCAUUAUCAUCAUCAUCUAAUAAGCUGAUGAUCGUCCUUCUAUGUGUCUGUUUCUCUUACUUGGUUAGUGUUAAAGCUGAAGUAGUACUAGUACUCUCAGAUAGAACAAGUAGCUCUCAGCAACCACAGCUACUAGAGUGGACAACAAAUGCAUCAUCAGGUUCAGAUCAAUCUAUUAUCAUGGAUGAAGACGAAGAAGACUUGGCUAUCAAUGGUGAUGAUUUCUCCGAAGACGGUAUCAUGCGUAGGGCUCUCUAUGCGAGACAAAAGCAUUACUACAUCUCAUAUGGAGCAUUAUCAGCAAAUAGGGUACCAUGCCCACCUAGAUCAGGUAGAUCUUACUACACUAACAACUGUUACAAAGCUAGACAGCCUGCUCAACCUUAUUCUCGAGGCUGCUCAAGAAUCACUCGAUGCAGGCGAUAGAUCCAUAUAUUGCAUUGCUAUAUUCCUACCCACCCCCCAUUCAUUGUAGUUGUUUUUUUCUUUUUCUUAUUUUGGUUCUGUUUUGAUCUUUUCUUUUCUUUACUUUUUUUUUUCUUUUUCUUAUAUACAUUUGAUUUAUUCAGUCCAGAUAUUUUUCUUUGGGGUCGUAUGCUGGAUUUGGUCUAUGUAACUACAGCUUAAUAAAUUCGAAAUCUAUGGGAAAUUUUAUUUUUGAGCAA
Messenger RNA from Papaver somniferum (opium poppy), 1055 nucleotides. Its product is annotated as protein RALF-like 34. Bases 376 to 816 code for a protein of 146 amino acids. NCBI's taxonomy places the organism in Eukaryota, Viridiplantae, Streptophyta, Magnoliopsida, Ranunculales, Papaveraceae. The record is from RefSeq and is a predicted model, not a curated record. The transcript has a single exon.